Molecule: messenger RNA, 3744 nt
Organism: Pistacia vera
Lineage: Eukaryota; Viridiplantae; Streptophyta; Magnoliopsida; Sapindales; Anacardiaceae
Molecular function (GO): nucleic acid binding; zinc ion binding
Source: RefSeq, a predicted model, not a curated record
AUGAGUAAGGAAGGAGGAGAAUCACAAGAGGUCGACAUGAAAUUCUUCAUCAAGGCUGUUAAUGACCAAUUUAAAUUUCUGAAUGCGAGAUUGAAUGAUUUGGAGUUCUCUUCCGCUUCUAAAUCACAUAGAAGACAUGAGUUCGAAGAAGUAGACGAAGCUGAUUCCAAAGUGGAGAAAACAAGUUAUAAACGGGCCAAGAAGGUUGACUCCAAAGGAGAUAACAAUAUAGGCAGUAUAGAGAUGACAAUUCCGACUUUUCAAGGAAAGAAUGAUCAUGAGCUAUACUUGGAGUGGGAAAGAAAGGUUGAACACGUAUUUGAUUGUCAUAAUUACUCCGAGGAGAAGAAAGUAAAGCUAGCAACCGUGGAGUUUACAGAUUAUGCAGGUAUAUGGUGGGAUCAAUUGGUGAUCAAUAGGCGCAAGAAUGGUGAGAAGCCAAUUCAGUCAUGGGAAGAGAUGAAGUUGGUGAUGCGCAAGAGAUUUAUACCGAGCCAUUACUAUAGAGAUUUGUAUAAGAAGUUGCAAGGACUGGUUCAAGGUUCCAUGAGUGUAGAUGAUUAUUAUAAGGAGAUGGAAAUCGCCAUGAUUAGAGCAAACAUAGAAGAAGACAGAGAAGCAACAAUGGCUAGAUUCAUUGCCGGAUUGAAGGAGAUUGCUGACGUGGUUGAGUUGCAACAUUACGUAGAAAUGAAGGAGCUACUGCACAAAGCCGUUAAAGUGGAGAAGCAAAUCAAGUCCAAGAGGUUCAGAUCUGGUAAACCCGAAACUAAAACUCUUACUAAGUCACGUGAUAUUAAGUGUUUUAGGUGUCAAGGAUUCAGACAUAUUGCUUUCGAAUGCCCAAACAAAAAGGUUAUGGUUCUACGGACAAAUGGAGAAGUCGAAAGUGCUAGCUCAAGUGACAAUGAGAUGCCACCAUUGGAGGAUUGUUCUGAUGUUGAAGUGGAAGAACUUGUGCAUGGUGAUUUACUUGUUACAAGGAGAGCCCUAAGUAUACAGCCUAAGGAUGAAAGAGAUGAGGAGCAAGAGCAUAUUUUUCACACAAGAUGCCACGUGAAGGAUAAGGUAUGUACGUUGAUUAUUGAUAGUGGGAGUUGUACUAAUGUUACUAGUACUUUGUUGGUAGAAAAGUUGAAUUUGAAGUGGGAGAAGCAUCCUAAACCGUACAAGCAACAAUGACUGAAUGAUUGUGGAGAAGUGAAGGUAAACAAGCAAGUUCAGGUUCCUUUUUCAAUUGGCAAGUAUGAAGAUGAGGUUCUUUGUGAUGUGGCACCGAUGUAUGCUGGUCAUAUAUUACUUGGCCGAUCGUGGCAGUUUGACAGGAGGAUGUCGCAUGAUGGGUACAAAAAUCGUUAUUCUUUUGUAAUGAACAACCGAAAAGUUGUACUAGCCCCUCUCAAACCUUUGCAAGCUUAUGAGGACCAAAUUAGGAUAACAAGAGACAAGAAGGAGAGAAACAUAAAAGAAUGUGUACUUGUUGAAAAACGUGAGGUUAAGAGUGUAAUGAUGGCGAGGCAAGAAGUACUUGUACUUAUGUACAAGGAUGUUUAUCUUUCUAUUAACGACCUUAACUCAUCUUUGCCUAGUGUUGUUGUGUCUUUAUUGCAGGAAUUUGAGGACCUAUUUCCUGAGGAGAUUCCCCAUGGAUUACCUCCUUUAAGAGGAAUUGAGCAUCAAAUAGACUUUAUACCUGGUUCCGCCAUACCAAAUUGACCUGCUUAUAGAGCUAAUCCCGAGGAAACGAAGGAGAUACAAAGGCAAAAAGAUGGAACAUAGCGCAUGUGUGUGGAUUGUCGGGCUAUUAACAAGAUAAUGGUAAAGUAUAGACAUCCUAUCCCCAGAUUAGAUGAUAUGCUUGAUGAAUUACAUGACUCCCAAUUGUUUUCUAAAAUUAAUUUAAAGAAUGACUAUUAUUAGAUUCGCAUGAAAGAGGUAGAUGAAUGGAAAACUGUAUUUAAAACUAAAUAUGGAUUGCAUGAGUGGUUAGUAAUGCCUUUCAGUUUAACUAAUGCACCUAGUACAUUCAUGAGGUUAAUGAACCAUGUCUUGCUUUCUUUUAUUGGAAAAUUUGUGAUAGUUUACUUUGAUGAUAUUUUAGUUUAUAGCAAAAAUUUGGAUGAACAUGUGAAACACUUGCAUGCUGUGUUUAGGGUGUUGAGAGAGCACCAAUUGUACGCUAAUCUUAAGAGGUGCACGUUUUGCAUGAAAUCUGUUGUGUUUCUUGGAUUUGUUGUUAAUUCGCAGGGUAUUAUUAUUGAUGAAGAAAAGGUAAGGACAAUAAGGGACUGGCCUACACCUAAGAAUGCGAACGAGGUGAGAAGUUUCCAUGGUUUAACAAGUUUUUAUCGAAGGUUUGUUAAAGAUUUUAGUUCUAUUGCUGCACCUUUGAAUGAACUUGUUAAAAAAAAUGUUGUUUUUAAGUGGGAUGAUGUGCAUGAUCGGGCUUUCAAAACUUUGAAAGAUAAGUUAACUAAUGCACCUUUCUUGUGUUUGCCUAACUUUGAUAAAACUUUUGAGAUAGAAUGUGAUGCAUCAGGGAUUGGAAUAGGAGCUGUUUUGAUGCAGGUUUUCAAACCAAUUGCUUAUUUGAAUGAAAAGCUAAGUGGGGUAGCGUUGAAUUAUCCUACUUACGACAAGGAACUUUAUGCGUUAGUGAGAAGUCUUCAAACAUGGCAGUAUUACUUGUGGCCGAGGGAAUUCAUCAUUUAUUCCGAUCAUGAGAGCUUGAAGUUCUUGAAGACCCAAGGUAAGCUUAAUAAAAGACAUGUUAAGUGGUUGGAGUUCAUAGAAACGUUUCCUUAUGUAAUCAAAUACAAGCAUGGGAAGGAAAACGUUGUUGCUGAUGCAUUGUCUAGGAGGUACGUAUUACUUACUUCAUUGCAAACUAAAUUACUUGGUUUUGAAUUGCUUAAGGAUUUGUAUGCGAAUUAUUUUGAUUUCAGCCAAGUAUGGAAUGCAUGUGAUAAGUGUGUGUUUGGUGAUUUUUAUAGGCAUGAAGGAUUUCUAUUCAAGAAAGAUAAAUUAUGUGUGCCUAUUUGUUCUAUUCGUGAGUUGCUUGUUAGGGACAGCUAUGGGGGAGGUUUGAUGGGUCACUUUAGUGUUCUAAAGACUUUAGAUAUAUUACGGGAGCAUUUUUAUUGGCCUCAUAUAAAGCAUGAUGUGCAAUCUGUUUAUGAUAAGUGCAUUACAUGUAGGCAAGCAAUAUCUAAAGUUAGACCGCAUGACUUGUACACCCCUUUACCUGUACCUAAUCAACCUUGGAUUGAUAUAUCUAUGGAUUUUGUUUUAGGAUUACCAAGGACCUAAAGAGGCAAGGAUAACAUAUUUGUUGUAUUUUCUCCUUUUGAAUUUGUUUAUGUCUUUAAUCCUUUAACAUUUUUUGAUAUUUUACCUUUGCCUCCUAAUGAACAUGCUAAUCUUGAUGGUAAGAAAAAGGCAAAUUUUGUGAAGGAUUUACAUGCCAAAGUUCGGGCCAACAUUGAAAGGAAGAAUGAGCAAUAUGCUAAGCAAGCCAAUAAGGGGCGUUUGAAGGUUGUCUUCCAACCUAGAGAUUGGGUUUGGGUGUACAUGCGUAAGGAGAGGUUUACCACACAAAGUAAAUCAAAAUUGUAGCCUAGAGGAGAUGGACCUUUUCAAGUCUUGGAGCGGAUCAAUGAUAAUGCCUACAAGCUAGAUUUGCCAAGCGACUAUGGUGAUUUGAGGACGAAUCCUUUCGAAGAGGAGGGGAAUAAUGGAGAUUGA